Trichosporon asahii var. asahii CBS 2479 is the source of this 1152-nucleotide messenger RNA. RefSeq lists its product as uncharacterized. Gene Ontology annotation, molecular function: oxidoreductase activity. The transcript has 3 exons. Lineage: Eukaryota; Fungi; Basidiomycota; Tremellomycetes; Trichosporonales; Trichosporonaceae. Gene Ontology annotation, cellular component: cytoplasm; late endosome. Gene Ontology annotation, biological process: retrograde transport, endosome to Golgi. Bases 1 to 1152 code for a protein of 383 amino acids. The record is from RefSeq and is a predicted model, not a curated record.
AUGGGCAAGGACGUGAAGGCUCGCAAUCCCGGCAAUAUCGUUGUCGUCGGCGGCGGCAUCGUAGGAGUCUGCACGGCAUACUUCCUCGCCAUCAGUCCCCAUCGCCCGAAAGGAUCGACCAUCACUUUGGUCGAAGCGAACGCUGUAGCGUGUGCUGCGUCCGGCAAUGCAGGAGGGUUCCUCGCCAGAGACUGGCACCCGUCAGAGACUGCCAGCUUGUCUGCCAUGAGCUUCGAUCUGCACCGCAAGCUCGCGGAGCAGUUCAACGGAUCGAAGCAGUGGGGAUACCGUGCCGUCGACACGCUGUCCGUCACAAUCGACGCGGAGGAGAAGCCGUCGAAGGCCGUCCGCUCAUCCGUUCCCUGGCUCCCCGCCGAGCACCUGCACGCCGUCAAGGUUCUCGGAUCCAAGCAGACGACAGCGCAAGUGCAACCACGUGCGCUCGUCCGCUUCCUCGCUGAGCGCUUCCUGCGCGAGCCAAACUGUUCCCUCGUACUCGGAACUGUGAUUGCGCUCAGCUUGCAAGGCGGCUCGCCAUCCUCUAUCCUCAUCUCGGCGCAGGAAGGCAAGGGCGAGGACCGGAUAUUGGAGUGCGACACUGUCGUUCUCUCUCCUGGGCCCUGGCUCGGCCGCCUGGCGCGCGAACUGUUGCCUUCCUCGUCGGCGCGCAGCCUCGCCUGCGGCGGACAGAAGGCGCACACGAUGAUCAUCCGCACCCGCGAGCCGACAACACCGCACUGUCUCUUCAUCGACUUGACGCUGCAAGACGGCUCGCGGUCCGAACCUGAAGUCUACCCGCGCGCGGACGGGACGGCGGUGAUCUGCGGCGGGUCAACAGAGACGCCUCUGCCCGCGUCCUCACACCAGGUCGAGCCAGAGCAAGCGCAGCUGGACAAGUUGCGCUCACAAGCCAACGCCAUCUCGCCGACUCUCCGCGACGGCGUCGUCGAGACCGAGUGCGCCUGCUACCUUCCCAUAAGCGACCGCGGCCGCCCCAUCAUCGGCAAGGUCAAGGGUGUCGAGGGCGUGUAUGUCGGCGGCGGCCUCAGCUGCUGGGGCAUCACGCAAGGACCCGGCACCGGUCUCGUCCUCUCCGAAAUGAUUCUCGAGGGCAAGGCCAAGACGGCUGACGUCAGUCGCCUGGCCCCGUGA